GUGGUACCGCCGCUCCUUGUGGGCGGCGGCGACGGCGGUUGAGGUCACGUGGCGCGGAGGCGUUUAACUUCCGGGUCACGUGGCGCUCCCCUGCCGGGUCACGUGGUACUGGUGAAUGCGCCGCGCGUGCUGAACGCGAAGAUGUCGGUGGGAGCAGUGGUGGUGGCAGGUGUCGCCCUGAUGUUUGCUCUGCUCAUCUCCUCCAUUCACCGCAUCGAUGAGGGCCACGUGGCAGUCUACUACAGGGGUGGGGCACUGCUCAAGGCAACGAGUGGACCGGGCUACCACAUCAUGCUUCCCUUCAUCACGUCUAACCGCGUCGUGCAGACCACCCUCCAAACGGAUGAAGUCAAGAACGUGCCUUGCGGAACAAGUGGAGGAGUGAUGAUCUACUUCGACCGGAUAGAAGUGGUCAACAUCCUGGCGGCAGAUGCAGGUGUGUACGACAUUGUGAAGAACUACACCGCUGACUACGACAAGACGCUCAUCUUCAACAAGGUGCACCACGAGCUCAACCAGUUCUGCAGCGUCCACUCCCUGCAGGAGGUCUACAUCGAGCUGUUUGAUCAAAUUGAUGAGAACCUCAAGAUCGCCCUUCAGCAAGACCUCACCUCCAUGGCUCCAGGCCUCUUCAUACAGGCUGUUCGCGUCACGAAACCAAAGAUCCCGGAAGCCAUUCGAAGAAACUAUGAGCUCAUGGAGGGUGAGAAGACAAAGCUGAUGAUCGCGGCACAGCGACAGAAGGUUGUGGAGAAGGAGGCGGAGACGGAACGCAAGAAAGCCAUCAUCGAGGCUGAGAAGGUGGCGCAGGUGUCCAAGAUCCAGUUUGAGCAGAAGGUGCAGGAGAAGGAGACGGAGAAGAAGAUGUCCGAGCUGGAGGACACGGCAUUCCUUGCUCGGCAGACGACAAAGGCCGACGCAGAGUACUACACGUCGCUGAAGACUGCAGAGGCUAACAAGGUGAAGCUGACGCCCCAGUAUUUGGAGGUCAUGCGGUACCAGGCCAUCUCCGCAAACGCCAAGGUCUACUUUGGCCGCGACAUCCCCAGCAUGUUUCUGGACGGCAUGAUGCUGGGCGGCCGCAGUGGACAACCACCCACCGGCGGGGGGGGGCAACGGGAUUCCUCGACCGCCGACGGUUCUCCUGACGACUCCCAGGCCUCGCAGCAGCAGCAGCACUAACGGCGGAAUGAAUGACAUCCGCUACAAGCGACAGCUUGCACGGAAAGAUUAUCCUAGAAUCGGCGAGGAUUGACAUAUCGUAAGAUUAUUCCUACGCUGAACGAUGUGUGCAAGAGUUGACGUGUCAAUGAAAUGACUUUCACAUUGAAUGACUUCUACGCGGAGAGACAUCUACACCGAGUGAUUUUAACAAUGACUCGUGUGGGAAUGACUUGCUGGUUGAAUUCUUCAUUGAUUGGUAUCUUGGCUGGAUUUCUUUAAAGACAAAAUAAAAAAAAAUACAAGAGUUGACUGCUAGAAGAAAUUACAUCAACUAGGAAUGACCUCUAUAGUGCAUGAUUUUUUUGCAGUGACAUCUUGCCUGAAUGAGUUGACACGUAUACCGAUUAAUGUCUGUAUGAAUUUACAUCAAUAAGGACUGACAUUUUUAAUAAGUGAUUUCUAUAACAAACAAAAAAUGACAUCUAGAUAGGAUGACAUCUAGGGACAACCUACACAGACACACCUGGAGUUUCACGACGUGAGGACUGCGUGACAUUGAGACUAACACGACGCGGGGGGAACUUUGCUAAAUGACACCUGGCACACAGGUGUCGUGGUGUCGGCACCACCACACCCUGUCCCAAACUAAUAAACGGCCGCCUCGGCAAAGUGUGGGCGACAACGUGGUGGGGCGCUGUCGCCAAAACUCGGAAAUAACCGUGGGCGCAGAGGUAAUGGGAACGGCACAGAACAUUCGUGUGCACGUGUUUCUGCAGGAAAAAUAUCUUGAAUGGUAACUCUGAAUCGGUUACCUUUUUUUUCGCUUUACCAGAAUCGUGUACAGCGUUCGGAUUCUACAUCGAUCCUUCUCCCCAUGUUAACCUGCUCAAGGAGAAACUGGAAGAUAACAAAAAUGUACCAGUAAUUUCGUAACACGAUUUGAUUUCCUGCAGUGUAUAUGCAAUUUUAGUCUUUGUGCACUAAUGCUGAAAUACAUUAUUUUCGUCAAUGAAGCUGCACCUUGUGGUGUUUCUCAAUCCAUGCCCAACGCCUUGAUUUUGGAACCGCUGUAAUCAACUCUCAAUCAACACUGUGUUGUUUUGAAAGGCGCCUUUCUUAAACCAAUGCGCGAUGUAUAAUUUAUGAUUCUCCGAAAAAAACUUGGGAAAUCCAUACCUGUCAACCCAUAUGGUUUCUACCCCCCCUCAUCACCCCCCCCCCCCCGUAUUCUUGUACAGGGAAAUUGAGUUUUCAGGUCUAUACGGUGUACAGCCGUUUCAAUACGGGCACAAACACAUUUUUUCGUCUUGUGUUUCUCCCUUGUGGUCGGACUUUGUUUGAUGAACGUUGAGAUUUAUAAGUGGCACGGGGUGACCAAUAAGGUCUGAAUUGGACUGUAAAAAUGUAGGCACUGGUAAGGGGUUGACAGGUAUGGAAACCACGCAAUUAAAAUAAUCGGGUUAAUCUGAACCGUAACUUAGAUGCUGUGUUAGCUUUCAUCCAUGAUGCCGGGCUGAACAGGUAACGUGUAUUAGUUUUUUAAGCUUGGGAUGUUUAGAAAGUCCCUUAUUUGACGAGGUCGAGAAUUCCACUUGGUUGGGGCCAUAUAAGCAAAAGAACGGACCCGGAAUGUGUGUUCACUCCCCGAGGAUGUAUAGCCAUUGUGACACCCACCUGAAAAGCAGUUAACUACUUGUAGGAGGCCAUACACAAGUCAUACACAAGUAGGAUUCUAAUAAGCUGCGUGAAAUUUCAGUGUUCUCCCCUCGUAUGCAUUGGGGUUUUUUUCCCCAUACACUAGUUUCUGCCCACACACAAAAACAGAACUCAAAGGAACCCACGAAACAUCCCAAGCACAUCCUUUCUGAAUAUUGUCAUCUAUUGACGUUUUCCUGGGUAAAGAAAGGUAACAUUGUUUUUCGUAGAGUGUUCUUGCUGUGAGCAAAGAACUAGAGUAGCAAAUAUAAUGUUACGAGUUUCAAUUCCUGUGCGGGAUCAACUCGGCCAUCCUUCCAGGGCCAAUGAAUACCAUCUGUGGGAAGUUACACGUGAUCAUCCCAUGAGGAGACUCCCACCAUGGGAAUGUGGAAUCUCCUCCGCUGGCUAAGGGCCACCACGAAUGGAGACGAUUACUGCCCCAGUGGGGAGUCGGGUUUUAUUGCCUUGACCUGUGGAGUCUAUACACUGGACAGCAGCCGUAAUUUACAUCGUACUCGCAAGCUCCGUUCAGCAGUGAGCAGCCAAUGCCGCCAAUGAAAGGAAAGUCCUCAAAUGCACUUUGCGGAUUACGACACCCAGUGGCGAAUCCGUGUAAGCCAUUGUGCCCCCAACCACUGGAUACACGUGGACCCAUUCCCCCCCCCCCCCUCUGUGAUCGCCAAACCCUCCAAUAGCCCGGAUAUUCUGCGUAACACCAUGGCGCUAAGGAAAGACGUGCGAGUGAAUAUCUCAAAUUGGUUGAGCUUUUUUUAAAAUUAUGAUUCAUAUAACUGUUGUAACAAUUGAGCGUGUGGGGUGGGUCCUGCGGUGUGUAAUGUCGCGUGUGCGGCCCCAGGGUCCCCCUUAUAAGACACUCUGCGUGCGAUGGUGCUGGGGUUGUAAAAUGGGCGAACGUAGCUGCAUUCAUGCCGAAUACACCGGGUAAGAAUACAGUUUAAAUAUGAAUUAUCCCAACACGUAGGUCCCGUAAUGAGUAGGAUUAGUGUUAUUCUUACUCGUUUGCUAUGUGUUUUUCCAUUCCAAAUUUUGCUGCAAAAUACUGUGCUCGCCGAACGCAUGCAAUCUUCCUAGGCUAUUGCCAGACUCCUCAAACACUAAACAGCUUCUAGAAUUACUUUUUUUUCCCUCGGGUUUAAUGAGACCGUGGGCUUUAAUUAUUGCUGUUUGGUGCGGAUAGGUUCUGAGGUUUAGUGGUCUUUUUAGUUAAUUAAUUGAGCCAUAUGUAAUAUCUACUUUGAAGUUUGAUUCGAUGUUUUCUUAUUCUCAUAGAUACUAUAUUAUUCAUAUCUUAGCUGUGUAACAUAAAUGCAUAGUCCUGUCCACUGGGCCAGUUUCUACAAAGGCAGUAAGUUUGAUUGUUGCUGCUGCUGCCCAGUAAUGUCUGUGGAGCCGAUCAAAGCGUGCCGUUUUCUGUAAAGUGGAUAUUAAAGACCUUGUAGAUCAUUCACAAGAUUGGGCCAUUUUGUAUCGGUGUAAGAUCUCAAAUUUGAAAUUGACCUCCGUAUUGUUAAAUGGCAGAAGUGGUUGAUGAUGGUGUCAGGAGCACCGUCCUGAGUUCAAAUCUUACAUUCCGGUCUGAAAUGAAAUUAUCUGCCCAGUUUCCCAAUAAAUGAAGAAUAUAACAAAAAAAUUACUUUGAAAUGGUUAAACAUGUAUCGGACGACUUAACCAUGCAGGUCUUUGAGGAGUUGCUGAGCUGUACCAUCCGUCUGCAGUCUUUCCUCAUGUUGACAAGACUCUACUGUUUGUAGGAAGAUUGUCGGUGCAAUGCGCUUUUCUUGGCCUCUUUGCAAUGAUGGGUAUCAAUGUUGGAACUUAAUUUUGCUUCAAUGUCCCAACAUAGUAAACACCAUGGCAGAUGCAUUUCCGCAACGUCGGUGCAUCUUUUGAAAAGGCGUGAAUCUCCCGGUGCAGUUGCUUUCCCCGAGUACAUUCAGCCACUCAUUUUCAUUGUGACACGGAUGUUAACAAUGUUCUAGAUCUGAAAAAAGCUUUUGUUAAAGGAGUUAUAAAAUGUCAUUAAUGAAAGCUUGGUGGAGCCCUUGAGUUAACCUGGAUUGAACAGUGCCUUCUUCGAGGUUGUCCUCUGGAUAGACUUGCCAUCUCCAGGGGAAUGUCGAAUUCCUGCGGCUACUUCAAAGCCACCUGUGGAGAUGAUUCACCAUCCCACGCCAGCUCUUGUUUUGGGUGCACAAAUACCAUCCGAUUGAGUACAUAGGGCCCUUGCAGUCCACACGUAGCUCAAUGUUGAGUGAUCCUCACCUAUAUGCAAGCUUUUAACAAGGGUCCUAUUGUCUCAAGCCUAUACAUCUGGGUGCCUGCGGAACCGAGGAAUAACGUUGCAUACGAGGGAAAGGUUUUUGAAAACGCGGUGCCACGCUUAAUAAUUGGCGGCGAGCUGAUCCCAUAAUUAUGUACUGGGUGAUGUAUAAUUGCAUUGUUGAUGUUAGGAAAUAGCAUAUUAAAAAAAAUAAUAAGUUUCAGCCCUUUUGUGAAUUUAGUGUUGGACUAAAAAAAAGUCAGACAAAUUUGUAGAAUAGUCGUUUCUAUUUUAUGGUUGGCCAGAAUACAUUAUAUUAUGUUCUGUCAUUACUAUAGGCUGUAAUAAGUUAAUGGUGGAUAAAUGCACACCUUCAGCUGUCCCUUACUGUAAUUAAGAUUUGUUGUGGUCUAUGCCAGGUUUGCGACAUGCGUUUCCUCCAUCGUGAACUGUCAAAUGCCUCAGAAUAUUGGGCUGCACUUGCCUCUGUCCGUUUGUUGCCCAGCUGCGUGGCUAUAAAAUACCUGGAACUGCAGAGGUUACAACAACAGACACUGUUAUGAGGAGGAUAUUGUCCUUGAAUCCAGUAGAAUAUGAGAUGUUGAUGGAAAUGAGGGACCUGAUCCACUUGACUUCACACAGCCAGUCUUAUGCCUGCUUGUGUCAAAGCUGCGAAAGCAGUCGGUCGUGCAGGACUGCUUCUUGUUGCAAAUGUAGACUUUUGUUCUGAGGCAAAUGGACCGAUCAAGCAAGGCAGCUUGGGUUUUGAACAUUUGACUGUUUAGUUGAGUCGUUUAAAGGCUGGGCUGAAUUAUUCUGUUGAUAAAGUUGACACCUUUGCCGUGAUGUAAUGUCUUUUCAUUUCACCGUUCACAGCAUGGCAAAUGUGUUGCUUUAUAGGAACUUCAACAUUUUAAAUUGGUCAUGCUGCUGGCUGCGUUAUUUUUCACUCCUGUAGGGGUUUGUUUUCUUAAUUUAAGUAGUAAGUAAAAUGAAAUGAUUAGUUUCUUGAUAAAAAAAAAAUUGAAUAAGAUGGCUGCUUUUUUGUGUCUGUGGCUUGAAAUUCAGCUUUAGGAGAAACACAUUUUUCGCUAAACAAAGUGUUACAUUUUCAGUGACAUGACCACUUGACAUUCCAGAUUUGAACCAUUAUUUCUAUCGAGUUUGUUUAAAAUUAUCAUCCCGCAGUACAAGUAAAAAACAAUGCGGUCUCUGUCAUGUAUUGUAAAUUAUUUAAAUGUUUUGGGGUGUCUUCAUAGGAGUGAAUGAGUUUCCCUUGGACUCAAAUUAUACAAAAUAAAGAGUCCAUGCCGAUCUGACACUUAAAUAUAUUGGUUCGGUAUAAUCCACUAGAACAUACAUGUGUUUUAAAUUUCCUAAUUUAAAAGUUGCGUGUAACCUAUUUGGUUUUACCCCGUGGAUGAAACCUGCCCUCAUCAAUCUACAUUUCAAGCCCAAAAAGUGGUUUUGUGUUUCCAUAGCUUUAGAUUUAUGCAUCCUUAAAAUUCGUUUAGAUGUGUAUUGUUUUCAACUACAAAUGUGUUAUUGUGAGAAUGGAAAAAACGGUCUGGUUUCACGUCUUAAGUGAAUGGCCACCACCGAAGCCACAGUUCAGUGACAUCUCAGUAAAAGUUGCGAUGUGGAAUUGAGCUUGUUGUGGAAAGCUCAUGGGAAAUCUUUAAUGUUGGUGACUUGCAUGGUGUUUUGUUGUGCUGACUGACGCAGUGAGUGAAUGCUUUCCAUUUAAAUCCUGCUAUUUUAUUUGGCUGCCUCUGCAAAACGCUACUUUUUUAACCCUCAGUGACAAACACGAGGACUGCUUGUGAUCUUCUAAAAUACACGCUUAUAGAAUCGGUAGUUACCUUUUGGAUUGUUUCCGUUGUGCAUUUUUAUCGCUUAAGUUGGUAUCUGGUGGGGUUUUUGACGUCUUUAUGACGAUUUGGGGUUUGUUUUGAAGGGGCUUGAAUGGGUGAGCAAGAUUCAUCUCACCCAAAAGUGGCUUAAUAAAAACUAGGGUUGUUAAAA
Messenger RNA from Lethenteron reissneri (Far Eastern brook lamprey), 7168 nucleotides. Its product is annotated as erlin-2-B-like. The record is from RefSeq and is a predicted model, not a curated record. Gene Ontology annotation, cellular component: endoplasmic reticulum membrane; endoplasmic reticulum. Gene Ontology annotation, biological process: SREBP signaling pathway. Lineage: Eukaryota; Metazoa; Chordata; Hyperoartia; Petromyzontiformes; Petromyzontidae. Gene Ontology annotation, molecular function: cholesterol binding; ubiquitin protein ligase binding.